Molecule: messenger RNA, 831 nt
Organism: Saccharomycopsis crataegensis
Lineage: Eukaryota; Fungi; Ascomycota; Saccharomycetes; Ascoideales; Saccharomycopsidaceae
Product: DUF1769 domain-containing protein
Exons: 1
Coding region: 1-831 (276 amino acids)
Source: RefSeq, a predicted model, not a curated record
AUGAGCAAAACACGCUUGAAGAUCUCUGCUGCCACAGAGUACAACCCUAAAAACCCUUGUAUUGUCCCCGUCAACAACCCCAAGGAUAUCAUCAGUCUUGAUGGACCUUUGGCUCACGUCAAAUUGGCGGUGUAUAUCAAGAAUUUCCAAGGAUCAACCCACCAUGAAUCUCACAGCUUUGCCAAUUAUCCCGAUAAUACCGACAAACACAAUUUGAAGAUGGUUAUCCAAAUCAAACCAAAAGUCUCGAUCCGCGCUGAUCGCUUGUUGUUCGGCAACGAUUUCUCUUAUCCCGUUAGAGAGUUCUUGCCCUACGGUACCAGUACCGCCUUGCGAGUAUUCAAAUAUUUAGUCGACCCCAGUGUUGAUGGUGAUUUAUACGACGAUGAAAAUGGGCCUUGGCUUUAUGGAAGAGCAAUGUCCAGUUUCAACAAGGUGAAGAUCAUAGAAAAUGACGACGAAUUUUCCACGAAUAUCGAUGAACACACUGGAUUGUUAAACAAUAAUGAAAUCCCUACAAACCCUAGGGACCGACAGCAAUAUUUCACCAAUAUUGAUAACUUAAAGGCCACAAAAUUAUCCCCCAAUAAUUAUUACGUGUUUGUGUUUGAAACUGAUAUGUUAUCGCUCGAUAAUAACGAUUUCAAGAUCAUGUUGCCAGGAGGAUUCGGAAUCGAUUUGAAGUAUUAUUUGGAUAAGAAAAUCGAUAAAGUUGAAGGCGCUGGUAGUGUUAGAUGGGUGUUGAAAGCGGUCCAUCCUGAUGAAGAAAUUAAAGGGGUUAGAAGUGGCGAUCCUCUAUUGAUUAUUACGUUUGAAUUGGUGAAAGAAUAA